AUGUCGUCGCCUGCAACCCUACCUCCCUUCGGACGGCUAAAUCUUAUUUGUAUGUGGUUAGAAUCGAUAAUGUACGGUGCCAACGUCAUCUUAUACGGUGGAUGUAUUUAUGUCAUAGCGUCGAGAAAUAAACAUGGUGCCUCCAGCUCUUACAGGCUCUUGUUAAGCACAUCUACGCUCUCAAUUUCUAUAGCUACUGCCCAUGUGAUCCUUUCAUUUCUGCAAUUGUUAAAGGCAUUUACGGAUCCAGCGAUCGCUUCGCAGCCAGACGGAGCAGACAAAUAUUUUAGCAUUCAGGGUGGGAAUGGACUCUUUGUAGCUGGCACCGGAUUGUACGUCACAAAUCUUUUCCUUCAAGACGUCGUAUUGGUUUGGCGCUUGUACGUCGUCUGGGACCAGAACUGGAAGCUAUGCGUGAUACCUGUUAUUUCUCUGAUUGUGUUAUACGUAAAUGCGUUAAUCGCUGUGGCAAAUAUUUCUCCGCCUGGUGCAACCAUCCUAGAGUCUAAUGUACUCCCGUUUGCAAUGACCAGUUGGGCACUAGACCUGACAGUCAAUGUCGUGGCUACCUGUGGUAUUGCAUAUCGUCUCUGGCAAGCUAGCAGGAGAAUCACCGUAUUCAAAGGACGAUAUACAUACAAGAGCACAAUCUUCAUGAUGAUAGAGUCUGGUUUCCUUGCUGUUUUGUGCACCAGCGUCAUUGUAGGCCUACUGGCAAGUCAAGACAUUGCUGGAAAUGUAGGAAUCAAUUUGCACAUGCAAGCUGCUACGACAAUUCCACUGUUAAUUGUGGUGCGGGUUGGGUUUAGCCUCAGACGUGGAAACGAUACACGUACGACUACAUUACCUUCGAUAGGAAGAGAAGGCCGGUUGCCAAUGAUUUAUGCUCCUGCAGAGCUAAGCAAUCCUGAGUAUGGCCAUACGGUGGAUGAGGAUACGUCGUCAGAGGUUUGGAAUAUGCCUAAUAGAAAGCUCUGA
Molecule: messenger RNA, 978 nt
Organism: Serpula lacrymans var. lacrymans S7.9
Lineage: Eukaryota; Fungi; Basidiomycota; Agaricomycetes; Boletales; Serpulaceae
Exons: 9
Coding region: 1-978 (325 amino acids)
Source: RefSeq, a predicted model, not a curated record